CCCGGGGAGAGAUACCCAGAGCCGGGGGAGUGGCUCCCAGAGCCCGGGGAGAGAUACGCGGAGCCCGGGGAGCGGCACCCAGAGCCCGGGGAGCGACUCCCAGAGCCCGGGGAGCGACUCCCAGAGCCCGGGGAGCGACUCCCAGAGCCCGGGGAGGGACACCCAGAGCCCGGACAGAGAUACUCAGAGCCGGGGGAGUGGUUUCCAGAGCCCGGGGAGAGAUACCCGGAGCCGGGAGAGUGGUAUCCAGAGCCUGGGGAGAGAUACCCGGAGCCCGGGGAGCGACUCCCAGAGCCCGGGGAGAGAUACGCGGAGCCCGGGGAGCGACUCCCAGAGCCAGGGGACAGACACCCAGAGCCGGAGGUGGCGGAGGGCGCAGAGACCCGGAGUUAAGUGUGGAAAACACCUCUGAGAUUACAAUAGUGGUCCAGUACAUGACCCAACAGCGCCGUGCAAACCGUACCUUGGCACCGAGCGCUACGUCCAGUCGUUCCUUAAACACCUCUGACUCGCCCACCUCCCUGGGCAGCCCAUUCCAAUGUUUAAUCACUCCCGAUAAGAAAUUCCUCGUAAUAUUCACCCUAAACGUGUGGUGCAGCUUAGGAGGAUGCCCUCCUGUCCUGUCACUGCUUGCUUGGGAGAAGAGACUGGCCCAGAAGCUGUGCCAGGGUCUAGGGUAGAGCUUAGGAGAAGGUUCUUCCCCCACAGUGUGGGGAUCCAGCACUGAACAGGCUCCCCUGUCGGACUCAACAUCUCAAAGGGCUUUUCCAACUGAAAUGAUUCUUGGAUUCUGUGAAACUUGCUAUUAAUGUCAAAACCUGGAGCAGCGGGGUUCUCCCGAGUUGUGUCCUGAUAGUGCAUGGCACAGGAGAGAGGCUAUGAAUAAAAGAGGCCAUAAAUAAAAGAUGGGGUUCAUUUAAUUUUCAGUAGAUCUCACCUUCAGGAGUUGGGGAAUGCUGCUCCUGAGGCUGUGGCAGACACACACCCGGGAAUGAGGGUAUCAAGUUCUGCUUCCACCCAGUGCUCAGUGCAGGAAUGUUUAGGGUGUUUUCCGUCUGUGACUCUCGGGAAAUGGACCUGAACGGGCUUUGACAAAUAAUACUGCAAAUACAGCCAGCAUUCUGCUUUCUGUCACUUAAGGCAUUGUUUUAUUGGACUUACCAGCAAAGGAAAACUGAAUUUUCACUCCUUUAUUCAAGGAAUUAAUUAAAAUUAAUUAAUGUAAAUGUUUGAGUGUGUUGUUUCAGUCUCAUUUUUGUGUUUCUAAAUACGCUUGAUACUUCUGAAAUGCAUUGCAAACUCAUCCAGUUUUAGCAGCGUUUAUUUUCUGCUUUUGGUGACAACGUGGUUGUGUGGAAGAUUACUCUCAUCCUGGAAGAACAAUGAUCUGCACAAAAUUAUGGACUUUUGAGCAGCCAGAGCCAGCUCGGAUGCUGGAGUAGUUUCUCUGGGAAGUCAUGUUAAUGCACAGCCUAUUUUUCUUCACUUUUGGACUAAUAUUUACUGGAAACCCUUUCUGGAUAAAAGCUGUAUCCUCUGAACACAAGUCCAGACUUUCUACAUUAGAAAUAAUCAUUCCUCGAAGUCUGACAGGCAGAGAGAAACAUCCCCCAUUUUCUCAUGAGGAGCAUUCUGAUGACAAUCUUUCUUACUCAGUUAAAACCAGAAAUGGAACAUACCUCCUAAAGCUGAAGAAAAAUAAAAAACUUCUCAGUGAUGACUUUAAGCUGUACACAUAUGGGGAAAAUGGGAAACUGCAGGCAACACCAUCCAAAAAUGAGACAUACUGUUAUUAUCAUGGCACUGUUGAAGGAAUUGCUGACUCCACACUUGCUCUUAGCACAUGUGAUGGCCUUAGGGGAAUUCUCUACAUUGGAGGCAGAUGGUACGGAAUGGAGCCCCUCAACACCUCCAGCACAUUUGAACACGUGCUUUAUGAACUGGAAGAUGUGCAGGGUAUCCCCUUCCACUGUGGGGUGCUGAAUGGCAGCCUGGAGCAUGAGAAGCAGUCUGUGAAAUACACAUUUUCAUCAAACAGCACCUCCAGCAGGGACAGGCUCCUCAGGGAGAAGCGAGCUGUCCUGCCCCAGAAAAGUUAUGUAGAAUUAUUUGUGGUUGUGGAUCACAACAGGUUUUUGAUGAAGAAUUCUGAUCCUGCUGCAGUGCAAAAGGAAACAGUGGAGCUGAUUAAUUAUGUUGAUGGGAUGUAUAGAGCAUUAAACAUCCAGAUUGUUUUGGUUGGAUUAGAGAUUUGGACAGAUGCCAACCACAUAUCUGUAAUGGAUGGUUCAGCUGGAGAUGUGCUGAGUAGAUUUGUUUCUUGGAGACAGAAAGAUCUUCUGAAGCGCUCAAGAAAUGACGUUGGUCACCUCAUAAUAGGGAGAAACUCUUUCAGUGGAUCCAUUGGAAUGGCUUUUGUGGGUACUGUGUGCUCACAUGUCCAGGGAGGGUCAAUCAGCACUCUGAAUCAUAACAAAAUGUUACGUCACGCCACAGUAGUUGCACAUGAACUGGGGCACAAUCUCGGGAUGAAACAUGAUGAUAAAAGGUGUCCUGCAUCCUAUAUCAUGCACAGCACAGAUAAUGGAUCCAGGAAUUUCAGCACCUGUAGCGCUGAUGAUUUUGAGGCCUUUAUUCUAAAUGGAGGAGGAAACUGCCUUAGAAAUCCUCCCAAAACGAGUAAUGUGUACAAAGAACCUGUCUGUGGUAAUAAUGUGGUCGAUAACAAUGAAGAAUGUGACUGUGGCAAACCACAGGAAUGUUCCAACCCCUGCUGUGAUGCUGCAACCUGCAAACUCACACCUGGCUCACAAUGUGCCCAAGGACUGUGCUGCAAAAACUGCAAGUUCAGAGUGGCAGGAGCAGAGUGCAGAGCAAAACAAGAUGUCUGUGAUCUCCCUGAGUACUGCAAUGGAAGCACUGCCUACUGCCCAGAUGAUGUUUACAUCAUGAAUGGUCACCCAUGCAGCAACAGCAAGGCUUAUUGCUACUAUGGGGUGUGCCAGAGCUUUGAUUCACAGUGUGAAUCUAUCUAUGGGAAAGGGGCACGAAAAGCACCUGAUAUAUGCUUUGAAAAAGCAAAUAUUAAAGGAGAUAGGUUUGGAAACUGUGGAAUGAAAGGUGGAGUGUACAAGAAAUGCCCUGUCCAGCACAGUCUGUGUGGGAAGCUCCAGUGCACAUCUGUCAGCCUUCAAAACCUUCCAGCCUGGAGUGUUGUCAAUAAUGCAUCCGGGGUUUUAUGUUGGUCCUCUGACUUUGACUUAGGAUCAGAUAUCCCUGAUCCUGCUCAAGUUCAUGAUGGGACAGCCUGUGGAGAGAACAAGGCCUGUGUAGGUUUUGAAUGUGUUGAUGCAAGAUAUCUGGGCUACAGCUGUGAUGUAAAGCAGAAGUGUAAUAAUAAUGGGGUGUGUAACAACAACGGGAAUUGCCACUGCAAUCCAGGAUGGGCCCCUCCAUUCUGUAACCAGUCUGGCUACGGUGGCAGUGUUGACAGUGGUCCAGCUCACAGAGAUACAUCACUCCGGGAUGGGCUCCUGAUUUUCUUCUUCCUUGUGCUGCCUGUAGCCAUCCUCACUGCAGUAGCAGUGUUUAAACGUGAUGCAAUAAGGAGAAAACUUUGCAGGAAAAGCAGAGGACAGCACAGGAAUAACAGUGGGCAGGAAGCAAAGCAAGGCAACAGAGCAAGUCAUGAAACGGGAAAUAAUCAGCCUGCCGCAUCGAGUCGCAAUAUUUUUACCAUAUUGCAUUUUCCUGGUACAAGGCAGCCAGUCCAAACCCAGCUUCCUGCAGCUUCCUCAGGACCUCAACGACCCCCAGUCCCACCUAGACCAGUUGUCUGAAAUGUUUCUUGAGAACCCUCAAUCAAUUCUCACAAGUGACUGGCCUGAAAAACAAAUUAAAGGAUUUCAAUGCUCCAGUG
Messenger RNA from Parus major (Great Tit), 3919 nucleotides. RefSeq names its product disintegrin and metalloproteinase domain-containing protein 9-like. Gene Ontology annotation, biological process: proteolysis. The transcript is spliced from 23 exons. The record is from RefSeq and is a predicted model, not a curated record. Gene Ontology annotation, molecular function: metalloendopeptidase activity. Lineage: Eukaryota; Metazoa; Chordata; Aves; Passeriformes; Paridae. Gene Ontology annotation, cellular component: plasma membrane. Bases 1458 to 3839 code for a protein of 793 amino acids.